GGAGGGAGAAUGGAGGGCGCGUCGCAGCUUGUGUCUAUGGUGGGGCAGCUGGUGGGCGAGGAGUACCGGACACUCCGCAGCGUCGGCGGCCAGGUGGCGGAGCUGAGGGACGAGCUGGCCACCAUGAACGCCGUCCUGCGCAUGCAGUCUGAUGGUGAGGACGGCUCCGUGGACCACUUUGUCCGGGAGUGGAUGAAUCAGGUCCGGGAGCUGGCCUACGACGCCGAGGACUGCAUCCACCUCUACAUCUUCCGCGUCCGGAGCCGACCCAACGACCCCUUCUUCCUCUGGUCCAGGCGGCUGUUCGCCACGCUCUUCUGUCGCCGCCGACUGGCUGAUGAGAUCCGGGACCUCCGCGCCCGUGCCGUCGUCAUCAGUGAGCGCCAUGCGAGGUACGGCCUCAUCCGAGAGGCGCCGUCCAACUCCUCUUCUCUUCCCCCCGCGCCCAGAGCGACGACGCACGAGCUCCGUGCUGCCAACGACCCUGACCAGUUCGUCGGCAUCAGCGACCAAGCUAAGCUCCUGGCAGCCAAGGUCGAGAAGAUGGAUGAUAACAAGGAGCGCAAGGUGUUCUCCGUGGUGGGUUUCGGGGGCCUCGGCAAGACUACGCUAGCCAUGGAGGUGUGCCGGCAGCUGGAGGCGAUGUUCGAACGCCACGCGCAAGUGUCCGUGUCCCAGACAUUCGACGGAAGGAAGGACCUUCAGGCAUUGCUCAAGCGCGUGCUGCAGCAGAUCGUCAAUGUGAAAGUGAAACCCGACAACGAGAAAGGCAUCAAGGAAGAGGCCUCCCCCACCCUCGGUCGAAUCGACCAGAUGGAUCUCGAUGGCCUCACCUCCACGAUCGAGGAGCAACUCAAGAACAAGAGGUAUCUCAUCGUGAUCGACGAUGUAUGGACCAUAGCAGCCUGGGAAGUUAUCCAAUUUAAGUUUCCUAGAAACAACAAUGGGAGUAGAAUCAUAGUGACCACUCGGAUAGACACUGUGGCUAAAGCAUGCAGCUCAGGUAGUGAGUGCAGACAUCAGAUCAGGCCCCUUGAUGCUAAGGACUCCGAAAAGUUGUUCCUUAGUAGAGCAUUUUUGUCCAAGGAUGCGUCUUGCCCCAACGAGCUUGAAGCUGAAAUGGGAAAAAUCUUAAAGAAAUGUGCUGGGCUGCCAAUGGCCAUUGUUAGCAUUGCCAACGUUUUGGCGAGCUACCAAUCGCCAGACAGUAAAUUUAUGUGGGAAAGAAUUUGCAGAUCAAUUGGUCCUGAGAUGGACAGCAACCCCACUAUGGAGGGGAUGAGGCAGAUAGUCACACUCAGCUACAACCACCUACCUCACCACCUUAAGCUCUGCAUGAUGUAUCUUAGUAUUUUCCCUGAGGAUUAUGUGGUCUUCAAGGAUCGGCUCUUGCAUAGAUGGAUCGCUGAAGGUUUGGUGGAAGAGAAGAGGGGUUUGACAUUGUUAGAGGUAGCAGAAGGCUACUACAAGGAGCUCAUGAGUAGGAACAUGAUUGAUACAGCUCCAUUUGUAAGCCACAAUGAUGAUGGGGGGGUGGAGACAUGCAGGGUUCAUGACAUGAUACUCGAGGUCAUGGUGUCCAAAUCCCUGGAGGCAAACUUUGCUAGCCUGGUAGGUGGUCAAUAUGUAGGGAUGUCUUACGAUAAGAUACGCCGCCUCUCCAUCCAUGGUGUAGAACAGGGAGCCAACGAUUUAUCUCCACCACCCAAGAAAAUGGCAGCCGGACGACAUGGUAAGAGGGAUUUAAUGGAGGGGAUGAACUUGAAACACGUCCGAUCAUUUAGCAUGUUUGAGCUGGAAGGACACAAGCUGCUUGAUCGACUGGAGGAGUUCACUUUGCUAAGGGUACUUGAUCUGGAAGGCUGCAAUGGCCUAACUGACAAGCAUCUUCAGGAUAUAUGCCGGAUGUACCUCCUGAAGUUUUUGAGCAUUAGGGGUACAUAUACAUGUGAGAUUCCUCCAAGUGUGGGUGAUCUAGAGCACUUACAGAUGCUGGAUGCACGUGAUACGAACCUGUAUGGUCUACCAGAAACAGUGAUAAAUCUAGAGAAGCUUGAACGUCUGCUUUUCUCCAGAAAGUAUACGAGGGUGCCAACGUGGGAGCCGCCUAGUGGGAUAUCGCGGAUGAAGGCUCUGCGAGAGGUGAAUAACAUAGUAAUCAGAGACAACAUCCAGGUCGCCAAAGAGAUCGGUGAUCUAGAAGGACUGCAAGGCAUAGGUCUGCACCUUGACGGCAGGUCAGAGAUUCAUAAGGAAGUCUGUAAGCAUCUCACCGCCUCCUUGUGUAGGAUGAACGCCCUCCGGUGGCUCAAUGUUGGAGAGAACGGAGGUUCUAUCGAUAAUACUUUGGAUUAUCUGAUGGACCUCCAUUCGCCGCCACAGCUCCUGCGUUACCUUCGGUUUGCUGGCAGGUUGUCUAGGUUGCCAGACUGGGUCGGUGCACUCUCAUAUCUCGUAGAGUUCUGUAUGUCCUUUGGAUACCUUGAGGGUGACCAACCAUUCGCUGUCCUGUGCAAGGCGCCGAACCUGAGAAUCAUCCGGCUGCAGCAAAAUUUCUACAGGGGUGACGAACUGGUUGCACGAACUACCCACAAGUUCCCGGCACUAAAGGAGUUGAGAGUCAGCUGUCCAUACGAAUUCCCGAGUGUUUUCAGUUUUGAGGAAGGAUCCAUGACAAAGCUGGAGAUGCUGGAACUGCAAUUCUCUGACUGCGAAAAGAGCAUUGAGGGCGUGGAGCACUUGAAGAAGCUUAAAGAGGUGCAGCUUACUGGCAGCAAGGACAACCCCACAAUAAAGAGUGCUCUCGAGCUCCUGAAGGAGGAAAGUGAUCGGCGCUCCAAGGACAAUAAUCAGUUUAUAGUUGGAGUCAAAUACUGGUAGUGUUAAUUAUGCUGCCGGUGUUCUUUAAAUCUGGUCGUGACGCCACCUGCUGCCGUGGUCUAUAUCUUUGUUUCUGUUCCCGUAAAUCUGGACUGCUUGCUUUUCGCUACAGCUUUCUUCUUGUAAUACAAGAGUAGUGUACUACUUGAGCGUAUUUCCUUUGAAUUGAA
This is a messenger RNA of Lolium rigidum, 3050 nucleotides long. RefSeq names its product disease resistance protein Pik-2-like. Lineage: Eukaryota; Viridiplantae; Streptophyta; Magnoliopsida; Poales; Poaceae. Bases 10 to 2880 code for a protein of 956 amino acids. Gene Ontology annotation, biological process: defense response to other organism. The transcript has 2 exons. The record is from RefSeq and is a predicted model, not a curated record. Gene Ontology annotation, molecular function: ADP binding.